UUCAUUUCAAAAUUUCUGGGACGAAAAUGGUUAAAUAAUGCGCUCACUUUUUAAUAUUUUUUUUAAACUCUGAUAGCUAAUUUAGUGUGUGUAAAGAUGACUGAAAAAGAGAUGACAAUGGAACAAUUGGAAGAAACCGUGAAGCAUACGGAUGAGCAGCUGGACCUGAUGAGCUGGAAGAUGGACAAUGUGGAGAAGCAGAUGGUAGAGCCACUGGACAGCCAGGAUGUGUGCAUUGUUAACUUGCUCAAAUCUGUGUCUGAGGUGCGCUCGGACUACCAGCAGCUGCGCCAGGAGCUGGGGGAGGUGCAGGCGCUGCAGCGGGAGCUGUCCACGCGCCUGCGCACGCAGCUGCGCCUGGUGCACGGCAAGUUCGCGCGCCUGCGCCAGCGCAUCGCCGCCGCCUCGCCGCGCUAGCACCGCCCACCAUGCCGCCGGCGUUCACGGACUUAUUAACCGACAUUCAAUUAUUAUGUGAACGCAACGCUGAGUGACGCUCGCACUAGCUUCAUUUUCAUAAACACGUUUCUGUGUAAGAGUUCUGUCCGAUUUUUUGUUUUGCACCGUGCUUUCAAUGGAAAGUGUGGUAAAUCAAAUCAAAUCAAAAUCUUAGGAUGAGGAUCGGAAUCGAAAUUACUUUUCAUCAAUUUGUAAUAUUUGAUAUUUACAUUUAAAUUUCUUCUCUUAUGUCUUAAAAUAAACAGACACACAUGAUACUAUGUGAUGGCCAUGAUUCCAUUGUACUUUGAACUAAAAUUGACAAGAAUUAAAGUCGUAGGAGAUUAUGACUACUUUGGGAUUGAUUUUAGUGUAUUCACUUAGUUUUCUAAAAUUAAGUAGUUACCUAAAUUGUAUGUUUUUGUUUUA
This is a messenger RNA of Pararge aegeria (speckled wood butterfly), 867 nucleotides long. RefSeq lists its product as uncharacterized. The coding region runs from base 97 to 417 and encodes 106 amino acids. The record is from RefSeq and is a predicted model, not a curated record. Lineage: Eukaryota; Metazoa; Arthropoda; Insecta; Lepidoptera; Nymphalidae. The transcript is spliced from 3 exons.